Molecule: messenger RNA, 1800 nt
Organism: Capsella rubella
Lineage: Eukaryota; Viridiplantae; Streptophyta; Magnoliopsida; Brassicales; Brassicaceae
Product: glycoprotein 3-alpha-L-fucosyltransferase A
Exons: 7
Coding region: 166-1650 (494 amino acids)
Cellular component (GO): membrane
Molecular function (GO): fucosyltransferase activity
Source: RefSeq, a predicted model, not a curated record
CCUGAUACUAAAACAUGCUCACGAAUACAAAACAUUCCACCCAAACAAAUCAUAUAAAAUACAAAAACAAUUUGACUUUGAAAGCCCAAGUGUGCUUGCUACUUUCUCAUCAAUCAAACAAAAAAAGAUCAAAUCAUAUUUCUGACAAAAUCGUAGCUUUGUUUAAUGGGUGUUCUCUCCAAUCUUCGAGGAUCUAAAAUUGGAUCGACCCAUGAAGAAUUGCCUGUAGCAAAUGGCUCUUCUUCCUCUUUCAGGCGUAAAGUGUCGAGCUUUUUGCCUAUCUUUGUGGCUCUCGUUGUCAUCAUCGAGAUCGGGUUUCUGUGUCGGCUCGAUGACGCUACUUUGGUCGAUACAUUGACCGGUUUUUUCACCAAGUCGUCGUCCGAUUUGAAGGUUGGGUCGGGAAUGGAGAAAUGCAUAGAGUGGUUGGAGAGAGUGGAUUCAGUGACUUAUUCUAGAGAUUUCAGUAAAGAUCCCAUCUUUAUCUCUGGUGGUGAUAAGGAGUUCCAAUCGUGUUCUGUUCAUUGUACAAUGGGAUUCACUUCAGAUAAGAAACCCGAUGCGGCUUUUGGAUUAGGUCAUCAACCUGGAACACUCAGUAUAAUCCGUUCCAUGGAAUCAGCACAGUACUACCAACAGAACGAUCUUUCUCAUGCACGACGGAGGGGUUAUAAUAUUGUGAUGACAACUAGUCUUUCUUCAGAUGUUCCUGUUGGGUAUUUCUCAUGGGCAGAAUAUGAUAUUAUGGCUCCAGUGCAACCAAAGACCGAGAAAGCUCUUGCGGCAGCUUUUAUUUCCAAUUGUGCGGCUCGGAAUUUCAGGAUUCAAGCUCUUGAAGCUUUAAUGGCGGCGAAUGUUAAGAUUGAUUCUUAUGGUGGUUGUCACCGGAACCGAGAUGGGAGAGUGGAGAAGGUUGAGGCUCUUAAGCACUACAGAUUCAGUCUAGCUUUUGAGAACACCAACGAGGAGGAUUAUGUCACAGAGAAGUUCUUCCAAUCUCUAGUCGCUGGAUCUGUCCCUGUGGUUGUUGGAGCUCCAAAUAUAAAAGAAUUUGCACCUUCUCCAGAGUCAUUCCUUCACAUAAAGCAGAUUGAUGAUGUCAACUCAGUUGCAAAGAGAAUGAAGUAUCUUGUGGAAAACCCUGAUGCCUACAAUCAGACACUAAGAUGGAAACACGAAGGCCCUUCGGAUUCUUUUAAGGCACUAGUUGAUAUGGCUGCUGUCCACUCUUCUUGCCGUCUCUGCAUAUUCGUGGCUACAAAGAUCCGGGAGCAAGAAGAGAAGAGCCCUGAGUUUAAGAGACGACCUUGCAAAUGCACUAGAGGCUCAGAGACAGUUUACCAUUUGUAUGUUAGAGAAAGAGGCCGGUUCGAUAUGGAAUCAAUCUUCUUAAAGGAUGGGAAUCUGACUUUGAAAGCCCUGAAAUCUGCAAUUCUCGCAAAGUUCAAGUCUCAGGGACAUGAGCCAAUAUGGAAGAAGGAGAGACCAGCGAGCAUAAGAGGAGACAGUGAGCUUAGAGUACACGGGAUAUACCCGCUUGGUUUGACUCAAAGACAAGCCCUUUACAACUUCAAAUUCGAAGGAAACUCAAGUCUCAAUACUCACAUACAGAGAAACCCUUGUGCCAAGUUUGAAGUUGUCUUCGUCUAAACUAUUAUAAAUUUAUAACUCAUGCCCCAGUUUAGAAGAGAACCAAAGUUUAUUUUCAUAAUUUGUGAAACCAGCUUUAAAUGUAGUUUGUCUCAGGCUGAUUUAGGGAAUGUGUACAUAUAAAAAUAAAACAGUUUUUGCUUUGUCUUA